AGAAUGGCCUGCACCGAGGCCCCACAGCAGCCAGCCCCCCACCGUCCUCAGCCCAUCUCGGCAGGAACCACCACCACGGGCCCUGCGGGGGGGCAUCGUGGCUCCGCGGGUCCCGACCUGGAGUGCCUGGUGUGCCGGGAGCCCUACAGCUGUGCCCGACGCCCCAAGCUGCUUGGCUGCCAGCACGCCUUCUGUGCUGUCUGCCUGAAGCUCCUGCUGUGCCCGCAGAACGACACCUGGUCCGUCACCUGCCCGCUGUGCCGCCAGGCCACCGCCGUCCCCGGGGGCCUCAUCUGCAGCCUGCGUGACCAGGAGGCCGUGGUGGGGCGGCUCGCCCGGCCGUGCCCAGAAGUGUGGCUCUGUCCUCAGGAGCUGGUGACUCCCGCCGCCUUGACAGCAGGGCACCCCGGCUCGGCGGGAGAGGAUGGGCAGGACGUGGCCAGUGCCAACCGCGUGGCCGCCCGGCGCCUGGUGGCACACCUGCUCCUGCUGGCCUUGCUCAUCGUCCUCAUCCUGCCCUUCAUCUACCCCGGCCUCAUGCAGUGGACGCUCACCUUCAUCAUCGCGCUGGCCCUGCUGGUGGCCGCCCUCUUCUGCUGUCACCCCCGCAGCCGGGGCCGCGGCCGGCCCUCCCCCAGGACCCUCUUCUGCGGAGAGCAGAAACACAGCGAGAUCGCCUCCGUUGCCUGUGUGCGCCCCGUCCAGGCACCCACAGCACCUUGUGCCUCUGCGGCCCCGAUAUUCUCACAGUGAACAGGGUAAGGGGCUGUGAAGUAAGGCUGCUCCCUCAGGAGACGGAGUGCCAGCCAGACUCGCAAGCUAAAGCCAGAUGCUGUCUCGGGUCCGGAACUAUGUGC
Molecule: messenger RNA, 857 nt
Organism: Eptesicus fuscus (big brown bat)
Lineage: Eukaryota; Metazoa; Chordata; Mammalia; Chiroptera; Vespertilionidae
Gene: RNF186
Product: ring finger protein 186
Exons: 1
Coding region: 4-753 (249 amino acids)
Biological process (GO): protein autoubiquitination; intrinsic apoptotic signaling pathway in response to endoplasmic reticulum stress; proteasome-mediated ubiquitin-dependent protein catabolic process
Cellular component (GO): endoplasmic reticulum membrane
Molecular function (GO): ubiquitin protein ligase activity
Source: RefSeq, a predicted model, not a curated record